Zea mays is the source of this 1322-nucleotide messenger RNA. RefSeq names its product Single-stranded DNA-binding protein WHY1, chloroplastic (gene WHY1). Gene Ontology annotation, molecular function: single-stranded DNA binding. Gene Ontology annotation, biological process: regulation of DNA-templated transcription; defense response. Bases 42 to 842 code for a protein of 266 amino acids. NCBI's taxonomy places the organism in Eukaryota, Viridiplantae, Streptophyta, Magnoliopsida, Poales, Poaceae. The transcript is spliced from 6 exons. The record is from RefSeq and is marked provisional.
GCCGCCUGUCUCCUCCUCGUUCUCUCAGCCCGUUCGGCGCAAUGCCACCGCCGGCGCCGCUCUUCCUCUCGCUCGCCUCCACGCCACCGCCUGCGCUUAUGCCCGUACACCACCCCAGGGCCCCGCAAUCCCUAACCCUAGUCCCUCCGGUUGCCUCCUCCAGAAAGGCCGCCGCCGUUCCCGCGUGCCCCGUCGCCUCCCCGCGUCACUCCGACUACUUCGAUCCGCGGGCUCCGCCGCCGCCGCGCGGGGACGGAGGGUACGGGCGCCCUCCCAACGGCGCGCAGGACGGGAGGGUCUUCACGAGCUACAGCAUCUACAAGGGCAAGGCCGCGCUGUCAUUCGAUCCUAGGCCGCCGCUCUUCGUGCCGCUCGAUUCUGGGGCGUACAAGGUGGCCAAGGAGGGCUUCGUGCUGCUGCAGUUCGCGCCCGCCGUGGCCACACGACAGUACGACUGGACGCGCAAGCAGGUGUUCUCGUUAUCUGUGUGGGAGAUAGGAACCCUGCUUACUCUUGGUCCAACAGAUUCAUGCGAGUUCUUUCAUGACCCUUUCAAGGGGCGGAGCGAAGAAGGUAAAGUGCGUAAGGUUCUAAAAAUUGAGCCAACACCAGAUGGCAAUGGUCGCUUUUUCAACCUCAGUGUCCAGAAUCGGCUUAUCAACGUUGAUGAGAGCAUUUACAUCCCUAUAACCAAGGGAGAGUUUGCUGUCAUUGUAUCAACUUUCAAUUACAUCAUACCGCACCUCAUGGGCUGGAGCACAUUUGUAAGUUCAAUCAAACCCGAGGAGUCACGGCCAUACAGCAGGCCGCAGUCCACGUCUGAGUACGAAUGGCGAAGGUGAUGUGUUGAUGAACUACAGCAAAAUGGCUGAGACCCACACUGAAGGGAUGAGAUUAUUGGUAUUGUUUGGCUGGGUAAUCUCAGAUGUGGUUAGUUGAUGGAUGCCUUUUUGGGGUACUCCUUUUGUUUCCUUUCUAGUUCAGCAGGCAGGUAGCACUACUUGUAUCCAGAGUUUCACGGGGCGGUUGGGGAGGGGGCAUAUUUUGGGCAGCAAACCUCAGUUCUGACAUGGAAUGACGCAGUCACGCAGCAGGGGCGGUUGUGAAUCUGCUCCGUAAGGCCGUGACUCCAGUGAUAGCGGGACGCAGCUGACAGAUGUUUGGGUUGCUGGGGAAGGGUUGGCCUGAAAUUGUUGCUUGCAUACACGAGAUUAUUGUGUACAUGUAGUCUGCGACUCUGCGUUACCCCCUUGAUGAAUGUCCGCCCUGUGGAACUGUGGUGUUUUUGCUGAUGAUUUUGCUGAAUUCAAAAGCUUAAACCA